This is a messenger RNA of Candida albicans SC5314, 702 nucleotides long. RefSeq lists its product as uncharacterized. The record is from RefSeq and is a predicted model, not a curated record. Lineage: Eukaryota; Fungi; Ascomycota; Pichiomycetes; Serinales; Debaryomycetaceae. The transcript has a single exon. Bases 1 to 702 code for a protein of 233 amino acids.
AUGGCUUCAAAUCAACCAAUUAUGCCCAAAAUCAAUAGUCCAUUGGGUAUAUUACGUACUUCUCAAGCAGUGGCAUCUGAUAUCACGAUUAAUAUUAUUUUAUAUGCUUUAAUUUAUUCAAUCAUUUAUUUAUUUCGUCUACGAAAUUUAUUUCUUCAAUUCAAUCAUUAUUUCAUCACUAUCAUAUUAUUCAUCUUAGAAAUCUUUUGGAUCAUAUUAUAUAUUAUUAUUAGAUUAAUAUAUUUGGUUUAUAAUACAAUUAAUGAUUCUAAAAUUAAUGAUUAUCGUUAUAAUACUCAUGGGAUUUUACGUACUUUUAUAAUUCAUAAUCAAUUUUGGAAAUUUAAAAAUAAUUUAGUUAUGAAUUCGAUUUUUAAACAUGGUCCCAAUGUUUUUUUAGAUAUUCAAGAUGAUUUAAUCAUUCCUAAUUUGAUUAAUAAAGGUAAUGAUAUAAUUAUACCAAUUGAUAAUAAUGAUAAUAUUAAUGACAUUGAUAUUGAUCAUGACAAUGAUAAUGAUGAUGAUGAUGAAGAAUCAUUAACUUCGAAUAUUUCAAAUUCAACAAGAAUUAAAACUAAAUCUAAUUUCACUAAAUGGACUAGACAUAGUCAAUUUGCUUCUACUCCACCUCCUCUUUUAUCAUCAUCAAACUCUGCAGGUUCAUUAAAUAAAUUGAAAUCAAAAAUUUAUCCCAAAAAUUAA